Molecule: messenger RNA, 2017 nt
Organism: Betta splendens (Siamese fighting fish)
Lineage: Eukaryota; Metazoa; Chordata; Actinopteri; Anabantiformes; Osphronemidae
Gene: drc3
Product: dynein regulatory complex subunit 3
Exons: 15
Coding region: 129-1826 (565 amino acids)
Molecular function (GO): protein binding
Source: RefSeq, a predicted model, not a curated record
UAAACGCAACAUUUUGAUCGUCUUUGAACGCAGCUUAAAGUCAACCAGUUGCUAGGUAACGGAACCUAAACAACAGCGGUUAAAGGUAUAAACGAGGUGCUAAAACUAGCUAGUGGGCCGAAAUACAUAUGAUGGACGAGGAGACAGUGAAAGCUUAUACAGAAGCAGAUCCUGUAAAUAAGACUGAGGCUAUGACUGAACGAAUCGACCUAAAUGAGCCUCUGACUAACAAAGCGGGUGCAGUGGCGUCAAGCAUCUCUCCAGUUACCAGCAUCAUAAACAGGGACCCCACAGGAGCUGAGCCCAUAGUGAUGAAUGAGGAGACUCUGAGGAUAGCGGUGGAAGCCCAAGCGCUUGAAGAUCGGGUCACAAGUGUUACCAAAAAAGAGGGAAUUGAAUUUAAUCAAGUUCUUAAACUAAGGAUAGAAUACAAAGACAUUUUAAUGAUUGAUCACUUAUCUGACUUCACAUCCUUGACCAAGCUUGAUUUGAACAACAACCUCAUAGAGAGGAUUGAGGGGCUGGACUAUCUUACUAAUCUGACAUGGCUCAAUUUGUCAUUCAACAGAAUUGGGAGAAUUCAGGGUCUGGAGUCUCUCGAGAAGCUCGAGGUGCUGAAUUUGGCCAACAACAGAAUCUGUGUCAUUGAAAACAUGGACAAACUUGAGAGACUGACUCAUUUCAUCAUCGCAAACAACCUCAUCAGACAACUGGACAAUGUGCUCUAUCUCAGGAGGUUUAAGAACCUUUUCACUCUCACGAUAUCUGGAAAUCCUUUCUCCACGGAGGAUGAUUACAAACUGUUCAUUGCUGCUUACUUUCCAAAUCUGACGUGCAUUGACUACAGGAAAAUAACUGAACAGGCCAAAAAUGAAGCAUCUGUCAAAUACAAAUAUGUCCUUGAGGAACUGAGAAGCAAAGAGCUGGAUGAACAACAAGCCGCUAAUGCUGAACAAAGCAGAAAAGCUGAACUUCAGUUACACAAGGAUGCCUUUGUGGAGUUCCUCAACGGGUCGCAUCUGUUUAAGAACAUGUUAAAAGAUGAUCCAGAAGCAGAGACAUUGCACUCUAUGCCUGAAGUGGCACAACAGCUUCAAACGUUUGAAAGCCAAAUGGUGGAGCUGUGUAUGCAGCUAUUUGAAACAGGCCUGGCUGAGCAUAAGCAAAGAGAGACAGAAGUCAAUUCCUUACUAAGUGUUCGGGACAGGACUGUGACAAACUACCAACAGAAGGCGUCACACGUUCUGGCAAAUUUUGAGCAGCAGCACAAAGCGAGAAUAAUAAACCUGCAGCAGUUGUCAGAACCAGAGAAAAUAAACGAGUGUAACCAGUGCGAUGAUGAACUCGACCAACUCAGUAAAAGCCUCAUGUCUCUAGAAUUUCAGCUGGUCAGCCAGGUGGAGGAUACCAUCAAAAUGUUGGAUGAAAACCUCUCAAACAUGGUUGGCAACUUCACUGAAACAGUACAAGGAAUAUUUGCUCAGUGUCGAGACCUGGAGGAUAAUUACUUUCAGAAUGUGCGAAGGAUUGCUACCGCAACUCUGGAAAAAGUAGCCAGGGACAAACUGGAGGAAGACGCGUCAGGUGAUGUUAAAAUGUUAUUUACAGACAGAGACACUGUGAUGGAUGCACUGGCCACGGCCCACGACAACCACCUGCUGAAGAUCAACGACCGGGAAACCGUGUUGCUAACACGUCUUAAUGCCUGGAAAGCAGCUCUUAUUAAAAGAAUUGAAGACGAAGAACUGAAGAAAAAUCGUAUGCGCAUGUCAGAUAUCUAUAGAUAUGUUACCCAUGUAAAGGACCAGCUCACGGAGCUGCUGUAAUUUUAACAACCAUGUUGUUGUAAUCUGUGAAGUCCGUCCUAUCUGUUGGUGCAUCCCUUGAUGUUCCCGUUGCUGAAAAUAGUUCUCUAUUACUUAAAUACGCAUGCUAAACAAUCAGUGAAUGUAGAACUGAAACAAUAACAUGCAGUAUGUGAAUUAAGUGUAUAUAAAAUAAACGUUUGAAACGGCCA